AGAUGUAAACAACAUUUUGAUGAUGUAAAUUACACAAUACCUACUUUUAUUUCUCUAAAUAUACACCUUCUUGUACAUUUCCAAAUAUACAUAUUAUAUUGAAGAUGCUUUAAAACAUCUACGGCCGAACCUCUCAUACGUUUACAGACACGUCCGGUCAGUAACCAGACAAAAAAAGAAAUAAGAAGUAACCCAACCGGACCUCUCGUAUCUUUUUUAUACGUUCGGACACUGUCCGCGAGCCUUUAUAUUCAUCUCAAAUAUGAAAAUAAUAUAAGGGCUCACGGACACGACCGGUCAGUCCGUCGCAUGAAACACGUCGCAUAAAACACGACCCAUUCCAAACUAUUUAUUUUUCUUUCUUUCUCUCCACCAAUUAUGACGACAUUUCAAAUAUACGAUGCUCUAAGGCGAGAAACAACGCGACAUCGGAAUGUAUCGACAUUAUCCCGCGACCGCGAGCAAGUCUUGUCUUUUUUUUCCUUCGACACGACACGUCAGGCUGACAGCGGCGGUGCCGGACGCCACGGGCACAGGGUCGCGCUCGCGCGUGCGUGCACGCCAUCGCUAUCCAAGGAAAAACCGGUCAAACGGACAGCGAUGCGAGCAGCACCUGAAAAAGGUACGAGGCGGCGCGGGGGCAUCCAUUCGCAGAGCAUGACGUGGCAUGACACGGCGUCGCCAGUGUGGACGGGGGCAAAGCCGUUCUCACCAGCCGGCGGGUGUGAACCGGCGAGGAGUUCGAGAAGCGUCCGAAAGAACACCAAGGAGACCAACUGCUGCUGCAUGCAAAAGGUGGCCCUGGCGAGACCCCUUCCACACCCACCAACGCGCGUAGCCGCGUACGCGCGCCCUUUAUCAACCCGCAGCCUCGGCAAGGGCCGAUGGUGAACGGACGCAGCUUGCGGCAGGCCGGCGAGCGCACGGGCGAUCACAAUCACAAUCACAAUCACAUCACGCCAGUGGUCUUCCACGGUGCGCGGCGGGAGCAUGCAACGGCAGCGCUUCGGGUCUGACGAAGGGCCGGCACGGAACCCCGCCGAGGAGAGGAGGCUCAAGAGACCCGCCGCGACCGAGUCCGAGGAGACCGCCGGCGGCGGCGACGACGAGGACGAUCUGCCCCCGGGAACCAGGAGGAGGAUGAAGGACACGCAGCAGAAGCCGAGGCCGAGCGGCAGCACCGCGGCCUCCUCCGUCCGCGCCGUGCUGCAGGACUUCCUGGAGCAGCAGCAGCGCCUGGACGCGCAGCGGCAGGAGGCGGCGGCGCGGCACGCGCAGGAGCGGCUGGCCUUCGAGCAGCAGUGGCGGCAGGAGAUGCAGAUGCUGGAGCGGGAGCGGCUGAUGCUGGAGCAGGCGUGGCGGGAGCGCGAGGAGCAGAGGAGGAUGAGGGAGGAGGCCAGGGCCGAGCGGAGGGACGCGCUCCUCACCAACCUGCUCAAUAAACUCUUGCGCGACGACUUCUAGGGAGGGACACGUGGCUCGACGACGCGUGCCUGAUAAUCAACAAAAUUCGUUACUUGUAGCAUAGGAUAUGGCAGUGGAUCAAUAGAAAUUCUUUGUUUGCUUUGUCCUCACCUCAGCAUAGAUUAAUCCGUAGGAAUUUUAAGUCAUUUUAGUAGUAAGAUAUCAGUUGCAUACACAUGUAAUUGCUAGCUAAGAUGCUGCCAAAUGCUGUGCUCCGUGUCUUUGUGGAAGGGUAAAUGUUUUUUUC
Molecule: messenger RNA, 1711 nt
Organism: Hordeum vulgare subsp. vulgare (domesticated barley)
Lineage: Eukaryota; Viridiplantae; Streptophyta; Magnoliopsida; Poales; Poaceae
Product: trihelix transcription factor GT-3b-like
Exons: 1
Coding region: 991-1464 (157 amino acids)
Source: RefSeq, a predicted model, not a curated record